Daldinia loculata is the source of this 1485-nucleotide messenger RNA. RefSeq names its product putative GMC oxidoreductase. The transcript has 2 exons. Gene Ontology annotation, molecular function: flavin adenine dinucleotide binding; oxidoreductase activity, acting on CH-OH group of donors. The record is from RefSeq and is a predicted model, not a curated record. Bases 1 to 1485 code for a protein of 494 amino acids. Lineage: Eukaryota; Fungi; Ascomycota; Sordariomycetes; Xylariales; Hypoxylaceae.
AUGACAGAAUCAACGGCCGUAGACUAUAUAAUCGUUGGCGGGGGACUCAGCGGCUGCGCUCUAGCUUCACGCCUAAGACGUUCUCUGCCGAAUAGUUCCAUCCUUGUUCUUGAGGCCGGCCAGGACCCUGACCCGGAACACGAUGUCGUCUCAACCUUCGGAGGCUUUGCUCUCCAAGGUGGCGGGGAUAUCCGUUGGAGCUAUGCUGGCUUGCUGCCUUAUUUUAGGCGCACUGAAAGCUUCUACGACACCAGUGCUAGCGCCAAGAAGCACGGCUUUGACGGCCCGUUGAAAAUUACCCCGACCAAGGCAAGCCAUGCGGCCAGGAAGUGUCCUCUCCGCGACCCAGUAGAGAGGGCGUGGAAGGAAGUCGGUCUAAAGAGAAAUCUCGAUCCCUUUGCGAACCGCUUAGCUGGACUGGGCGACUUCUACGAAACCUGGGAGGAUGGAAAGAGGCGGCCUAGCCACCUCGCGUAUCCAUUAAAAGGGGUGGAUGUGAGGACAUCCACUACGGUCUCGCAGAUAUUAUUCGAAGGAGACGGGACACCAAAGGCGAUAGGUGUAAAGCUUGAAAAUGGACAGACGGUUAGAGUAAGGAAAGAAAUCAUCCUCUCCGCGGGUACGCUGCAGACACCACGCCUCUUACUUCGUUCAGGUAUCGGAGAACCCUCAGUCUUCUCUGAGAACAAUAUACCUUUGGUACAGGCCCUUCCUAGCGUCGGUCAACAAUAUUUUGACCAUUUUGCCUUGUUCCAAUGGUUCAAGAUCAAAGAUCCUUCUCGUGGACUUGUGCUAGGCCACCCUAACCUAUCUAACCCAGCCUUUGUAGCAGACAUGUCGGGUGACUUCAGCGCUAACGAAGGGCUUCCGCGCGAUAUCCUAGAGAAAGCCCUUGAUGAAGACGGUAUUGUAGGUGCGGAGCGCGAGGCCUUACUACAGCCGGGUCGGGUGUUCGUGGAAACGCUAAUCUUUUAUCACGCCCUCGCGCCCGGCUUUUCCUCCGACGGCAGCGUACUUUGCACUUCUACUAUGCUCACAUUACCCAGCAGUCGCGGUUGUGUGUCUCUAUCUAAAGAUAUCGACAGCCCCACCCCGCAUAUUGAGCCGAACUAUUUCACAACCGCCCUCGACCAUGCUUCUCUUAUUCACGGUGUGCGACGUCUACUUAAUGUCAUGCUUGGUACGGAAGAUUUAGAGGACUAUAUCGAGUCCGAGUUACCACCACCGGGUUUAAAUCCACUUACGCUAGAGUCCUCUGACAGCAAAAGUGAGGACAGAAUCAGGGCCGUCGGCGUCGCUCAUUUCCACGCUAUGGGUAGCUGUGCCAUGGGAAAGGUCGUGGACGGCGAUCUCAGGGUCAAGGGUGUUCAAAGCCUUAGGAUCUGCGACGCCAGUGUUUUCCCAAGCCCUGUGGGAGGAUAUCCCAUGGCGAGCCUGUACGGGGUUGUAAAACAAGCUGCUGAUAUCAUCGCUGCAGGCGCUUGA